This is a messenger RNA of Oncorhynchus mykiss (rainbow trout), 2542 nucleotides long. RefSeq names its product fibroblast growth factor 3 (gene fgf3). Gene Ontology annotation, molecular function: growth factor activity. Lineage: Eukaryota; Metazoa; Chordata; Actinopteri; Salmoniformes; Salmonidae. The record is from RefSeq and is a predicted model, not a curated record.
UCUCUGAUCCUUGGGGGUGCUUGGUUAGGAUAAUUGAAAAUAAACAAAAACAUCUUCAAACUUUUAUGUAAGACUCUUACCUUCACCUGUUAGACUGAAUUGAUAGGCGCACAUGUCUUAAACCACAAUGUAUAAUGUGGGAUGUAUUAUUCGUUUUUGGGAUAUUUCAAAAGACGAGUUCAGAGGAAACCCCUGCCAUCAGAUGGCACGCUCUUUGAAAUGCGGUUUUCCGCAAUAAGCCACUGUGUGUAAUGCUGUGUAAUUUUAUCCACGCUGCACUCUCUUGAUUCACACAAGGCUGAUACCUUGCCUCCCCCUUUCCUUUGUAUCAAUUGGUCGGAGUUCAGGCUAUUGUCACUGGAAGGUUCUUUUAUAUCUGUGGACGCUGUCGAUCAGCGAAAUCUCACGAUAGGCUCCUUGUAGGAUCCAGAAGUUUUUGCAGUCCUCUGUAGAGAGAGCAAAGGUGACGACAACGCCAGGACGAGACCACACUGUUGUCAACGCGCCGGCUCUAAUCGAUGACCACGGCUUCACCAAAUCACUUCAGAUAAAGAGACUGCAGAGGAGCACUUCUACUUGCCAAUGUUUCGUGGGCAGGAUCGUUGCGUUUUGCCGACACGACAGCAAAGGCAAACGCCAACUCUUUAAUGGGACCCCGGAUGCCAUUUCUAUCCAUUCUUGCCAGAAUCUUACGAUAUACAGUCAUGCCACAAUGGUUAUAAUUCAGCUCCUGUUGUUGCUGAGUUUCUUGGACCAAAGCAAGCAGGAUUAUCUGUCUCCGAGGCUUGCUAGGACUUCAGGGGCGCCUUGUGCCAUUGGCCAGGCGUGUGACCCAAGGCAGCGGAGAGAUGCUGGGGGACGCGGUGGAGUCUACGAGCACCUCGGAGGAGCACCAAGAUGCAGAAAACUUUACUGUGCAACUAAAUAUCAUUUGCAAAUACAUCCAAGCGGGAAAAUAGACGGUUCUCUUGAGGAAAACAACCAGUUAAGCAUCAUGGAGAUCACAGCAGUUGAUGUUGGAGUGGUAGCGAUAAAGGGGAUAUUUUCCGGGAGAUAUCUGGCCAUGAAUGAUAAAGGACGUCUAUACGCCUCGGAUGUGUUCAACCAGGAGUGUGAGUUCCUGGAGCGGAUUCAUGAGCUGGGCUACAACACCUAUGCUUCAAGACACCACUCCACCCUGCAGCCCCCUGCAGGGGGUGGCAGUGGCAAACGACGAGCCACUGCCAAGAGGCAGUGGUAUGUGUCCAUCAAUGGGAAAGGCCGGCCAAGGAGGGGCUUUAAGACGCGCAGCACUGACAAAGCCUCCCUUUUCCUGCCUCGAGUGCUAGGCAAUAAGGACCAUGAGAUGGUGCGAAAGCUCCGUGACAGCCAGAGGCACCCAGCUGGACAGCAGAGUCCCCCUAUGGGCCGGGCUGAGCACCGGAGACGGAGACACCGGGCCAGGGGAAGAAAGGGUAGAACCAAGAGGCCUAGUGACUGACUGACACUAGCCACUGCCCGAGAGCAGUAGGCCCUAUUUAUCCGCUAAGGAACACCAGUUCACAGCACAUGAAACUGACCAAAAAUGAACUUACUGAAAUAUCGGCCUUAGAUACUUGGAUCAGCCAGCGGCAGCACAACUAUACUUUGUUGUGCAAGCUCCCUCCAAAAUCCUUGCCUGGGAUACAUGCAACUCAAACCAUCCCCUACAACUAUUGCAAUACCAACACAAGAUUUGCCUGGGAAUUCGAGUUAGGCACAUAUAUCUGAAGUUAGAGCUACCAAUACACAAGUAUGAAAGGAUGAUAGGUUUGGUGUUUGUUUUGUACAUACACUUGUGAAUGCAACUAAAGUCAAUACAGCUGGAUAUCUUCCAACUGUUGUAUUACCUGGAAAGAGUUGUUUUUGUGUUCUUGUGGAACUUUUUAAAGAUACAUAUGUGUACAGUUAUUUUUUUAAUAUCAGUUUCAUUUAUCAGCGGCUUUAAUGUGGGAAAAUGAGUGCGUGUAAGAACUGGACAUCAUUCAAGUGCUUACAGAUACCAAGGAGGUGGUAUGGUCCAUCGUUCAAGUUCUUACAGAUACCAAGGAGGUGGUGUGCUCCAUCAUUCUAGUGCUUACAGAUACCAAGGAGGUGGUAUGCUCCAUCAUUCUAGUGCUUACAGAUACCAAGGAGGUGGUAUGCUCCAUCAUUCUAGUGCUUACAGAUACCAAGGAAGUGGUAUGCUCCAUCAUUCUAGUGCUUACAGAUACCAAGGAGGUGGUAUGCUCCAUCAUUCUAGUGCUUAAGAUACCAAGGAGGUGGUAUGCUCCAUCAUUCUAGUGCUUACAGAUACCAAGGAGGUGGUAUGCUCCAUCAUUCUAGUGCUUACAGAUACCAAGGAGGUGGUAUGCUCCAUCAUUCUAGUGCUUACAGAUACCAAGGAGGUGGUAUGCUCCAUCAUUCUAGUGCUUACAGAUACCAAGGAGGUGGUAUGCUCCAUCAUUCUAGUGCUUACAGAUACCAAGGAGGUGGUAUGCUCCAUCAUUCUAGUGCUUACAGAUACCAAGGAGGUGGUAUGCUC